AACUCCUCUGUGCCUCAUAGGAAACCGUUAUUUACGCCAACGUUAUUUACGCACACGUCAGUUUUCGGUGUUGUUUAGCGUUUAAAUCGAUAGUGAAAAUGUCUAACUCAGUGAUUUCAGUAAUUUCCAGGUUUUUGGAGGAAUAUGCGUCCAGCACGCCGAAUAAACUGAAAGUGGUAGACGCGUAUCUUCUUUAUAUCAUGAUGACAGGGGCGCUGCAGUUUCUCUAUUGUUUAUUAGUCGGGACGUUUCCGUUCAACAGCUUUCUAUCUGGUUUCAUAUCGUGCGUUGGAUCGUUUAUUCUCGCAGUGUGUCUGAGAAUCCAGAUUAAUCCUCAGAAUAAAGGCGAGUUCUUGUCCAUCUCUCCAGAGAGAGCCUUUGCUGACUUCCUGUUCGCCCACACUGUACUUCAUUUGGUUGUUAUUAAUUUCAUUGGUUAAGUGUCCACGUGUGCUGAUAAAAAGAUAGAUUGAGGAAUGACCAAACCUGGAAUGCGAAUGCAUCUUACAGGAAGCAGAGAAGAAAAUUUAUGUAUUUUCUCCCAUCCGCUGACAUGCAGCACCUGCAAACCUUAUCAAAUUUUCCAACACUGCAUGUGACAAAUCCCGAAACUGGCCAAUGCUACUUGACAACUAAACAAUAUUUUGGGCCCUGUUGCCUCCCAAUAAUCAGACUGAAGAGUAUUCAGUCUGUGUAAUAUAUUUUCUUUUCAUUCAAACAAACAUGUUUGUACAUGUUUCAUUAUCAGUGUUAUAUAGAUAUAUAUUUUUUGUUUUAUUAAAAAAUAAAUUAUAAUAAACCA
Molecule: messenger RNA, 802 nt
Organism: Ctenopharyngodon idella (grass carp)
Lineage: Eukaryota; Metazoa; Chordata; Actinopteri; Cypriniformes; Xenocyprididae
Product: dolichyl-diphosphooligosaccharide--protein glycosyltransferase subunit DAD1
Exons: 3
Coding region: 99-440 (113 amino acids)
Biological process (GO): protein N-linked glycosylation
Cellular component (GO): membrane; oligosaccharyltransferase complex
Source: RefSeq, a predicted model, not a curated record